Puccinia triticina is the source of this 723-nucleotide messenger RNA. RefSeq lists its product as uncharacterized. The transcript has a single exon. The coding region runs from base 1 to 723 and encodes 240 amino acids. Lineage: Eukaryota; Fungi; Basidiomycota; Pucciniomycetes; Pucciniales; Pucciniaceae. The record is from RefSeq and is a predicted model, not a curated record.
AUGGGAACAACUGAUAAUAAAUUUGAAGUUAUCAAGGAAGAUUUUGCAGAAUUAAUGAAACAGAACCAAAACUUAGAAUUUAUAGAUACCCUAGAGAAGAAAUUAGCAACAGAUGAAUCCCCCAAGAAACGUUCAUUUGAAUUGAAUUCAAAGAUAAUGAAAGUCAAGGAAAACUUGUGGGGCAUUUCCCAGCUGUUUCUAAGACUUGGGGAUCUUCCAAAAUCUAAAGAAAAAGAACUUUAUCUGCGAUUGUCAUACUUGUUGUUACAGUUUUCUACAGAAAACUAUGGAAGAGACCUACUGGAAGAAGACAAAAUAGGUGGCAAUUUUACCAAGAAGUUUGAAGCAAUGUCUUACAGUACUGAAAUCUUGUCAAGAUUGGAUGCACUUGAAUCAGCUGUAGAGAGCUUUGGUGAGAAUGGACUAUCAAUUCAAGAUUCUCCAACUAUUCAUGAAUGGCAUGAGCUUGGCAAGAAAAUUGUGCAAGUUAUACCUGAAAAGGAUAAAUUGAAUGCUUUACCUGAAAAUCCUGAAUUGAAUAAAUAUAAUCGGCUGGAUGAAAUAAAUCAUGCAGCUGAUUCUCUUUUUCAAGGCUUUAGUCUUCAAUUUUUUGAAGCGGCCUAUGAGAAGCUGAAGUUAAAUGAAAAUCAAGUGGAGCCAGAGACAGAAAAACUUCACAACAUUUUGACAGAGCAAAUAAAAAAGGCAACUGGAAAAGUCUAA